AGCCCGGAGCAGAACUCGAAGGGACAUGUCUCUGUGAUAUGUCUCAUAUGAUAUGUGUUACAUUUAUAAUAACAACUAAUGUGACUGCGCGUGAGGACAACAUGAGCGCGAGCUGGACUCUGUUUGUGCUUCUGCUGUGCGCGCGGACCGCGGAGCUCCGACACCGGCACCAAGCUGUAGACCCGGAAUUGGACCCGGGACUGAAGGGUCUGCACACGAAAAGGGAGGCGCUGACCCGCGGAGCCCGGAGAGGAGCGCUUUCUGUGGGCUUCAGUCCGGAGAGCGCCCAGGAGGAUGCGGAGCGUCUGGAUGAGAUGGAGCCGGGUCACCGCGCUCUGGACCCGGAGGAUGUCGGGCCAAACCCGAUGAACAAGAGGGUUUCCCGCGGGACAAAGGGUGCGUGGAGGAGGAGGGGGGACCAGAGCACUUUGAGUACAUUGAAUCCGGAUCGUUUCUUCACAACGCCGCGCACGGCUCACCCGCCCGUGAACUCCUCUGUGCGCGUCGCGCUGCUGCCGCUGAGCGGAGGCGCGCGGUGGGCGUACGCGGUGCUGCUGCUCGCGCUCGUGAUGUUCUCCGUGGGGCUCGUGGGGAACCUCGCGCUCAUGUGCCUCGUGUGGCACAGCGUCCACUUGAAGAGCGCGUGGAACUGCGUUCUCGCAGGGCUCGCGCUCUGGGACUUCCUCGUGCUUUUCUUCUGUCUCCCGGUGGUCCUGUUCCACCAGCUCACGGGCACGCGCCUCAUGGGCGCGCUCUCGUGCAGUCUCGUGCCCUUUCUAGAGGUGAGCUCAAUGGGCGUGGCCACCUUCAGUCUGUGUGCUCUAAGUAUUGACCGUUUUCAUAGUGCCACAAGUCCCACCACCCUGAGCAUGCAUGUGGAGCCGUGCACGUCCAUCCUGCCCAAACUCAGCGUCGUGUUCAUUGGUUCGCUGCUGUUAGCAACACCGGAGCUGCUAGCAUACCGCCAUGUGUCACUCCCCCUGCAGGAGAAACACACCCACUAUAGCACACAGGUGGAUGUGUGCCUGGCUGAGCCCUCCUCUGAGCUCCCAUUGUCCAUACUGUCUUUGGUGUUGACCUAUCAGGAGGCUCGUUCUUGGUGGGUGUUUGGCUGUUAUUUCUGCCUCCCUCUGCUCUUCACAUUGUCAUGUGACCUGGUGACACGUCGUGUGAUGUCACAGCGAGAGGCGCAGGUGAUUGGCCGACAGGAGGUCAGCAGCCGGAGCUCCUCCCUCUCCGUCAUCAAGAAGGAAGUGGAGCUUAACAGAAGCCCCUCCCUCUCAGUGUCCAAACAGGAAGUGAGCAGCCACUCUUCCUCUCUGAACAGGAAGCGGAUGGAGAGGGAGGCGGGGCUUCGGUCGGUGGUGCUUGCUCUGAUUGGUCUUUACUCGGCGUGCACACUCCCUGAGGCCGUGUGCACCAUCGCCAUGUCCUACCUCCCCUUGCUUCCUGUGGGCGUGUCCCCAGCGCUGCGUCUGAUUGGACAGUUCCUGCUGUUUGUGCGUUGCUCGGCCACACCCCUCCUCACACUCACCUUCAACCGCGCUCUAGGGGGUGCCUUCCUUCACUGUUGCUGCUGCUGCUGCGACGAGUGUGGAGCCAUACCCCCCCCAGCCCUGGACACACCCAGUCCCUCUCUGGCUACACCUUCUACACUGUUAGCCAUGCCCCUUUCAGCCAUGGGCCCGCCUCUCAGAGACACGCCCACAGAGCAGCAGAGACGAGUGCUCGGGACGCCGUGCUGAAGAGUCAUGAGAUUACAUAUUUUAGGCUUUUCAAAUUGUUUAUGUAUUGUUGUUUUUUUGUUGUUGUUUUUUUAACAUAUUUUUAUUGGAUUUAGAGAACUGUUUUCCGGAUUUAAGUUUGUAGUUUGUUCAUUAACUGUCAGAACUCUAUGAAGAAAAAUGCCUCAAAUAAAAAUCCCUCUCCUCCAGAGAGCUGACAGCUGUAGAAAGUUUGCUGAAGGGUAGAGUUUGGCACUUCGACCUUGUUGGGAGGAGACUCUCCCACUUUAUGUGAAACAGACAUUCUGCUCAGACCCUGUCGCUCUGUUUGUGUUUAUGAGCUCAAAUAUUUAGACUUUUGUCAAACUGUACUUAUGACAAACAAAAGGUUCAACACAGAUUUCUGUUAGAAAUAUUAAUCAUGUGACCUCUGAACUUUGUAGGAUUCAAAUGUAAGGAUUCAAAUGAGAUGGUAGAAAUAGCUCAUAUUCACUGUUAUGUUUUUCACAUUUGAAAAACAGUGUUUUUGUUUUGAAUUUUGUGGAGGUCAGUGGUUUUAAUUUGAUUUAAAUGUAGAAUUAUUAAAAAUAAACUUGUGCUUUUACUUU
This is a messenger RNA of Periophthalmus magnuspinnatus, 2332 nucleotides long. RefSeq names its product G protein-coupled receptor 37 like 1a (gene gpr37l1a). Gene Ontology annotation, biological process: adenylate cyclase-inhibiting G protein-coupled receptor signaling pathway; positive regulation of MAPK cascade. Gene Ontology annotation, cellular component: plasma membrane; signaling receptor complex. The transcript has 4 exons. Gene Ontology annotation, molecular function: G protein-coupled peptide receptor activity. The record is from RefSeq and is a predicted model, not a curated record. Lineage: Eukaryota; Metazoa; Chordata; Actinopteri; Gobiiformes; Gobiidae. Bases 39 to 1745 code for a protein of 568 amino acids.